CUCUCUGCUCCAGCUCUUUCACUGUAAAUAGUUUGAGCGCUUUCGCGUGUCGUGUGUAUAUAUAUAUAAAGCACUUCCUCCUUGUAGAAGCCACUACCCAUUAUUUCCCUUCAUUGGUUUCAGUCUCUACAAUCGUUAGAAUUGGGUUUUGCAUUCUUUUGGGAGCUCUAGUGAGCAAUGCACUGAACUGGGUUUCUCUCACAUUCUUUCAAAACAAGCUGGUUAAGAUUUCCCCCCGUUUUCUAGUUCAGAAUGGCCAGUGCAAGAUUAAUCCAAUCGUUAAAUCUUCUAUUAUGUGCACUGCUAUUGCUCAAAACAGAAGGCGUUAAUGUAGGAAUUACUUAUGUCCAGGAUGCAGUAGCAAAAGGAGCUGUUUGUUUGGAUGGAAGUCCGCCAGCUUACCACUGGGAUAAGGGAGUUGGUGCAGGAAUUAAUAAUUGGUUGGUUCAUAUUGAGGGAGGUGCAUGGUGCAACAAUGUCACCACUUGCCUUGCUCGCAAGAAAACUCGUUUGGGUUCAUCUAAGCUAAUGGCCAAGGACGUUGCUUUCUCUGGCCUUUUGAGUCGAUAUCAAAAGUUUAAUCCUGACUUUUACAACUGGAACAGAAUCAAGGUUAGGUACUGUGAUGGGGCAUCAUUUACAGGCGAUGUGGAAGCAGUCAAUCCAGCUACUAAUCUUCACUUCAGAGGAGCAAGGGUUUGGCUUGCUGUCAUUGAGGAUCUAUUAUCAAAAGGAAUGAGAAAUGCUAAAAAUGCUGUUCUCUCUGGUUGUUCAGCAGGUGGAUUGACUUCUAUUUUGCAUUGUGAUAGCUUCCGAGCUCUCGUUCCUAUUGGUACUAAGGUUAAAUGCCUGGCAGAUGCUGGUUACUUUAUUAACACGAGGGAUGUUUCUGGAGCACAACACAUUGAAGCAUUCUAUAGUGAAGUGGUUGCAACACAUAAUUCAGCAAAGAAUUUGCCUCUAUCUUGCACUUCAAAAUUGAGACCGGGGCUGUGUUUCUUUCCACAAUACGUUGCACAGCAUAUCCGAACACCGGUUUUUUUCGUAAAUGCAGCCUAUGAUUCAUGGCAGAUAAAAAACAUUUUGGCACCAGGUGUUGCUGAUCCCCAUGGCCACUGGCAUAGCUGCAAAAUUGAUAUAAAAAACUGCUCGCCCAGUCAAAUCCAAACCAUGCAAGAUUUCAGGCUGCAAUUCUUAAGUGCAUUGAAUGGACUAGGCACCUCUUCAUCUAGAGGAUUAUUCAUAGACUCUUGCUAUGCCCACUGCCAAACCGAAACACAGGAGACAUGGUUAAGGACUGAUUCUCCAUUGCUGGGUAGAACAACAAUUGCAAAGGCAGUUGGAGACUGGUUUUAUGACCGGAGUCCCUUCCAAAAGAUAGAUUGCCUUUACCCUUGCAACCCCACUUGCCAUAACCGUGUUUUCGAUCCAAAAGAACACCCAGAAUUAUAGAUUUAUUAUUUCAAGAUAUAUAUAUUUUUAUGAAUGAUAGUUCUUGGUAAAAUGAGCUUAAAUAAGUAAAAAGAAAAGAAGACUGUUGAUUGGAGUCUUCGAAAUAAGCAAAGGCGCUACUUCACCAAACUUGUGUGUUGGGAGUCUUCCAUCAUUGUUUAUGUAUUAACUUAUUACUCUCAUUAUAAUAAAUGCGUUCAUUGUUGAUCUUA
This is a messenger RNA of Alnus glutinosa, 1664 nucleotides long. RefSeq names its product pectin acetylesterase 8-like. NCBI's taxonomy places the organism in Eukaryota, Viridiplantae, Streptophyta, Magnoliopsida, Fagales, Betulaceae. The record is from RefSeq and is a predicted model, not a curated record. The transcript is spliced from 13 exons. Gene Ontology annotation, cellular component: plant-type cell wall. Bases 253 to 1452 code for a protein of 399 amino acids. Gene Ontology annotation, biological process: cell wall organization. Gene Ontology annotation, molecular function: pectin acetylesterase activity.